Messenger RNA from Dentiscutata erythropus, 174 nucleotides. The record is from the annotation of a GenBank genome assembly. Lineage: Eukaryota; Fungi; Glomeromycota; Glomeromycetes; Diversisporales; Gigasporaceae.
GAUUUUUGAUUCUUCUGCUGUAAAAGGAACAUGUCGUGGAGGAAUGCUGUGCAAUGUCUCAUUUACUAACUGGAGAACUGGUGGUUACAUGUUGUUAAGUUUCGUGAUAGUCUAUACUGAGCCACGUGACGAAACUCCAGACUAUACCUAUUGUCUGAAUACGUUAUUGCCUUG